Salvia miltiorrhiza (redroot sage) is the source of this 1607-nucleotide messenger RNA. RefSeq lists its product as uncharacterized. The record is from RefSeq and is a predicted model, not a curated record. The transcript is spliced from 2 exons. NCBI's taxonomy places the organism in Eukaryota, Viridiplantae, Streptophyta, Magnoliopsida, Lamiales, Lamiaceae. Bases 188 to 1480 code for a protein of 430 amino acids.
UUCCAAAUAAUAAUAUUUCUGACUAACAAUCUAACAAUAUUACUUUGUUUUACUUUUCUCCCAAGCAAACUUCAAACAAAUUCCAUCUCUCCCAAGUGGAGAAUUUGGGCCUAGCCUUAUAGACAUUAUUAACUCAAACUUCUUACUAAGUCCGCCGCCGCUAGGGCAGACGUCUGAGCUACAACACAUGGGUUCUUCCGCCGUCCUCCGCCGCUGGAUCUCUAGCAGUGGAAUUUCGAGAUCUCGCAGCAUUUCCUAUUUCAGCAAUUCAGCUGCAAAUCGGAUGAUGAGCACGGCGGCCACGAGCGGCGGCGUUAGUUCACCGCCGGCGCCAUGGCUGAUGCUGCCACCGGCCGUCGAUGAAAGCGGCGACCUAGCUUACAGAUUCCAGAGCCUCGCAACGAAGGAGGAAUUGAUUCACAAAAACAAGAUAUCCAGCGAUGAAUUGCAGUUAGAUGAAUUGCAGUUACCAGCCGAAAUCGACCUAAUCAAGGACGUCGAUUUCGUCGGAUCUUCGCACGGGUGGCUUGCUCUGUACAACCGGCGAAGCACCGAUCUGUUCCUCUCAAAUCCAAUCGCCGAUCGACACGUAAAGCUUCCGCCUCUCCCCGGCGCCGACCGCGUGAUCCUCUCCGCCUCAGACGCGCCUCUCGCCUUCGCGACUUUCGGUUCGCGCCGCGAACUCGCCUUCUGCCGGCCGCACCGCCGCGGCGGAGAGUGGACUCACUUCGGCGGCGACUACACCUACGACAAUCUGGUGUACUCGACCAAACACAAGCGCCUCUUCUGCGUCUGCCACGAACAAGAAUACUACGGGAUAAAUAUAAUCUUAGAAGGUUGGGAUGUUGAUCGAAUUGAAGAGCGGCCUCCUAAGCUCGAUUGGGUGAUUCAAGGAAACGACGAGCUGAAUCUAGCUGAUUAUCGGCGCGACUGGCCGGGGCGGUCGGAAUUCAAGAAGGAGUGCUUGCAGGUGUUUUAUAUGGUCUGCGACGAGCAUUCCGGCGACGUGUUUCUCGUGGUGCGCCACGUCAACCCCCGGGUGGGGCCCUUCGGGGCCCUCGUGGACAAAAUCGUGUUGUCUCAUUACAGGGGCUGUCACUUCAUGAAGAUUCCGUACAAGACAUUUGAUUUCGACGUGUACAGAAUUGACUUCGAGCGAGGCGAAGUGAUCAAUAUGGUGGGGUCGCUUGGGGGUCUCGCGAUCUUCCUCGGGAUCAACGAGCCUUUCACAAUUCCGGCAAUUGCCGGAGUUGUGAAGGCGGAUUGUAUCUACUUCACCGACGAGAACGUUCUCGUCGGACCGACGAAGCUGGAAAAGACAAGUUACGGCGGCCACGAUAAUGGUGUUUUUGAUUACGAGAAGAAGGAUUUCUAUCCCUGCUGCGAUUUGUAUCCGAUUGAAUACGAGAAGAUAAGGAAGAUUCUGCCGCUGCCGCUGUGGUUCACUCCGGCUGCCGCCGCCCUUUUCGAUUCUAAAUAAUGCUUUGAUUUGUGCUCGAAAUAAUGUAGGAACGUUCAUUCUAUGGAUUAUGAUUAGUUUAGUAAAUUUCUUGUGAUGUGAAAGGUUUGUGUGGCGAAAUCAAUCGGGUCCAAGUUUUGAUGCUUAA